AUGGCACUGAUUGACAUGGGUGCUGACAUCAAUAUCAAAUCGAAUAAUGGCCAGUCACCACUGGUCCAUGCUCUCCUUGGGAAGAAAGAGUCUAUUGCAAAGAUACUGAUUCACAGGCGUGCUGAUGUUAAUGCAAAGGAUGGGCACGGUAAGACACCGCUGAUGACUGCCAUUCGUGUGGCAGCAAUGUUAUCUUCCAACCGCGCCAAAAUCGUGCGUAUUGUCGAGAGGCUAGUUCAAGAAGGUGCUGAUAUCAACGCAAAGGAUGAAUCUGGCGAGACACCACUGUCGAUUGCCCAGGAUGAAGAGCUUCAGGAGGUUGUUAAUCUGCUUCUUGCUAAAGGCGCCACUGUGGGCACAAAACACCAGACAUUAAUGGCAAGGUUGGCUAGAAAGUCAUAG
Messenger RNA from Aspergillus nomiae NRRL 13137, 402 nucleotides. Its product is annotated as ankyrin repeat domain-containing protein. Gene Ontology annotation, molecular function: protein binding. The transcript has a single exon. The record is from RefSeq and is a predicted model, not a curated record. Lineage: Eukaryota; Fungi; Ascomycota; Eurotiomycetes; Eurotiales; Aspergillaceae. The coding region runs from base 1 to 402 and encodes 133 amino acids.